CUUCGUUUCUAAGAACUCGUGUGUUGCCGCAGCUGUCGUUAAAAAUUACAGUUGGAUUGAGAUGAUAAGUGAAUAUCACUUUAUUUAAUAGAAUAAAGAUUUCCGUUGAUGUUGAUACUUCAAAUGUAGGAAAUAUUAACACAUUCAAAAUGGCGCUCGAAUCGUUAGUGAGGAGUUAUGUUGAAUGCACAAUUCGUCGUUCGCGAGGGGAAGUUAUGAAUCCUUUCGAGAGGUAUACCUUCUUCCAACUGCGUGAAGACAUUGAGGCAUUCCAGUUCAUAUUCCCUGACUUCAACAAUUUCUUGAUUAACGUUUUGUUGGGGACUGGCGACCAUUAUUUUGCUUUUAAUGAGCCGAAAAUUGCUCUGGAUUUAUUUCAAGAAGCCAAACGUUUUUUCCCUCAAAUAGCUAUUUGCUACGUAAAAGAAGCAGAAUGUCACAUUGCAUUGGGCUUAAUAGAGCAAGCCAAUAACACCUGUAAAAGAGCAAUUAAAUACUCUCGUGAAAGUGAUAUUAACGAUGUUAUGUCCGUGAUUGGUUCACUCAUGGCUUAUGAAAGAAUCAGUGAUGCUCGUAAUUUGCUUUUGUCCCUUUCUCAGCGCUUUCCUAACCGUGAUGAUGUUACGAGAAUUUUGAACAGUCUUGACCCACCAGUACCAAUCUAUGUAGUGGCAAAAGAAAUAAAUUCCAGUGCCAGCGCUGUUAAAGUUAAAUCCAAGAAAAAAAUAUCGAAAAAGACCACCCCAGAAACUGUAUUGAUUCCAAAGGUGACUAAAACCUCAAAACAACUCAAGAGAGAAUUGUAUCUUAAGCAGAAGGAGUUAGACUUGGCAGUCGAGAAAGCUUCUAAAGAGCAAGAAGAAAAAAAGAGGGAGCAGCAGCAGAUCGAGGAGCAAAAAAAGAAAGAGCGGGAAGAACAAAAAGAAAGGUUAAGAAAAGAAAAAGAAAGGAAAUCACGUGAACGAAAACUUGAAGAAGAAAAUAAAGAAUUGGUAAAAAGAAAAAAAAGAAGAAGAAGACGUAGGGGACGUUCUGUUGGUGAUUUGCCAAGAAAAAAAACAGAGUCUGAAGUUGUUAUGGCAAAACAGGAUUCUCAGCAAAAAAAUGGAAAACAGAAAGCGAAUCUUUUUAAUGAGAAACCAAUCGCUACAAGGGCUCCUGUAAAUGCUCAAGGUAACCAAGAAAGUAAAAGACAGAAAAAAAUUGCAAGCAGAUCAAAAUCCUUGAGCAGGGUGGAUUCCAAGCAUGGAUUGCGCGGCCGUAGUGAAUCGAAUUCUUCAAAUUGUUCGCAAGCUUUGUCAACGACUGACCGUUUUAGUGUACUUGCCCCCGAUGAAAGUCUUUCCGUCGUCUCGUGUGAUUAUGAAGUAUCGAAAGGUUCUGCUUUUUCUAAGGGUAAUGUUUUCGCCUCCUCUUCAAGGACUUCGUCUUCAAUGAACAUAGCGAAGUAUGACAAAGUUUUAGAAGCGUCUAAAGAUGAGUGGACUGAAGUAAUUGGUGGGUGUUCACAGAAAUCUUCAAUAUCCUUUCCUGAGAGACGAAACAGCCAUUGUGAAAGUGAAGAGCGCAGAAACACCACAAAGACAUACUCCUCGUCCCGUGUAAGCAUGUCAAGUCUAAAAAACUUGGAUAAUUUAUUCUGUGGUUUUUGUGAUGAAAAGUUCACGUCUAUGGAUCAGUUAAAGCAUCAUUACUCUGUGAGAAGUCACAAAAAGAAUGUGUUGAAGAAAACACGGCAGAAAAAUGCGAUUUCAGUUACAAAAUUUCGCCCACCUCCUUAUGACGUUGUCAUGGGUCGAUAUAAGCUCUGCAAAAGGUUUCAGCAAGGGUAUUGUUUUUAUGGAAAUAAAUGUACCUUUGCUCAUGGUGAAGGUGAGAGGACAUUUUGGACCGAAUUACAUAAUCGUCAGACAAAACGCUUGACAAAGCUGAGAGAAGAACGUGUGCUUACUGAAGGCUUAAGCGAGAGAGUUUGGAGGAUGAUUGGGAGAAAAGGGGAACAACACGUGCUAAAAGACAAUCUUCCUGGUAUAACAGUCACGUGUAAGUCGCCAUGGCAACUGCAGCUUAGCAGAGCUGAUAAGUCUGCGCCAAAUGAUUACAUCUGGGUUAUCGAUGUCGAAAUUCAGAAAGAGUCUGGGUUUUUACUGAAGGAGGUUUCGUUUUUGCAUGAAUUUCAUCUCAAUCGAUUUAAAUUCCUUGACAACCCCGGUGCUGUUUCUAACCCCUCUUCAACUCCCCACAGUUUGAGUUUUUCUGUCGACAACAACCUAAUUGAAAGUUCAUCGAAGGAAACAUUCGCCACUCGUUUCAGUGUUUAUUUCUUAUCGGACGUCUUUGGUGUUUUUAAACAAAAGCUAAUCUUUGAUUUUGGCAAAGAGUGUUUAUUAUGUCGUCAGCUCUCUGUAUCUGUUGUCAGCAAGGAAAUUUCUCCGAGUGAAGAAAUGCUAGUGAAGCGAUGUCGUAUUGUGGACUGGUCUCUUCACAACGUUGAAGUGGUGAAGUGUGAUGAUCUGCUUCACCUGGAUGAAGAGGGUUUGUGUGACUUGUAUCCAAUUCCUGAUGUUCAUCCAGCUCCAUCAGAAAUACCUGAGUUCACAUCAAAAACAUACUGUGAAAAUUGGCAUAACAUUCUUUAUACUGAGGAGAAGUAUAUCAAUGCAGAAAUUGCAAGGCAUGAUGUUUUAAACGGAGAGCUCAAGAUUGUUAAUUGUUUUACAACAUUCGAGGAAACGAUAUUUGCUGUGAAAGGCGAGUUUUUUGGAGAGAUUAUGUUGUCACAAUUUUUAGUAAUGGACGAAAUUUCUGGGCAUCUGAUCAGCCGUUCAGUUGAGUCGCUAAUUGUCCGACCCGCACACAAAACCUCGCGUGUUUACGAGUGUUGCAUCAAAACUAAAAACCCGCAAUCUGUUAUCAUUAAAUUGAACAAGGUGUUUUGUGAAGAUUAUAGUGUGGAGUAUGACCAGGUCAUGAAUGUUGAUAUCAAGUUUAUUUUUAAUCGUCGUGGUAUGUGUGAAAUGCAUCAAGCCAUUGAUUUUUGUAAAGAAAAAAUGAAUUUCCUAAUACCAGAUUUCUCCUAUGAUUCACGAGAAUACAAGGGAUUUAUUCCUGAUUGGUUUAUGGUGAAAAAGCCAAACCUCAAUCAACGCGAAGCAAUUUCCAUGAUCCUUGAUCCAAGCCCUACUCCACCAAUAAUCAUAUGCGGCCCAUUUGGCACUGGAAAGACAUUCACUUUAAGCUUAGCCUGCAUGUCCAUUCUCAGUCAAGCGAGUUACAAAAAAGUUUUAAUUUGCACUCAUACUAACAGUGCCGCUGACAUUCAUCUGGACUAUUUGGACGAGAAGAUAAAAAGCAAUUCGUCUUUAAAGAUAUAUCCUUUGCGAGUUCUUACGAUCUUUUUGACGAAUCUUGCAAGAGUUCCUGCACGUUUUCACAAAUAUUGCAAUAUAAAUGUGAAAACUAAAGAAGUCAGACUCCCAACUUUAAAAGAUCUACAUUCAAAAAAUGUUAUCAUUACGACAAUGGUCAAUGCUCACACAUUAUGGAAAUAUUAUCAAGAUAAACAAGUUGCUUUUACUCACAUACUGAUUGACGAGGCUGCGCAGGUUCUGGAGCCUGAAUGCUUGAUGCCCAUUGUUAUGGCAGAUCGAAAUACAAAAGUCAUUCUUGCGGGAGAUCACUUUCAGAUGGGUCCACAAGCCUAUUCAAAGCUUCAGUGGCCAACGGCGUUUGGUCCUCAUAUAUCGCUUCUGGAUAGAUUAUUUUUUCACUACAAAAAAGGUUCUUUGCAUCUGACACAGAAAAUUAGCAAAAAGACACCAAAAGACGACGAAUGUGACAGCAUUGAAUCUGGUUACAUUAAUAUUAGUUAUAACAGUAACAAUGAUGACGAUGCAGUGCCGUUCUCAACAUUUCUUACUGAAAACUAUCGUUGCCACGCCAAUAUCCUUCGAUUUCCAUCAGAAAAUUUUUAUGGAGGGAAACUAAUUCCUAGAGGUGAUCAGUCUCAACAUGACACUUUCCCUGCUCUUACGUUCUAUGCCGCUCAAGGUAUAGAUUUUUGGGUUGAAGAAAAAUUAGGAUACUACAAUGAUGCUGAGGUAGCAGAGUUAGUGACAAGAGUAGAAGAAUUGGCUUUACAUUGGCCUGAACAUUGGAAAAUGGAUAUUGGUGUCAUCACUCCUUAUAAGGCACAGGUAGAUCAAAUUAGAAGAAUAUUGCGAAAGAAACGUCUUGGAUCAGUACAUGUCGGAAGGAUGGAAAACAUGCAAGGUAAAGAAUUCAGAGCUUUAUUCAUAAGCACGGUCAGGACACAGCAUACAUGCAAAGAAAUUCUGGGUAGAAACAGCUCAUCUCAACUAGAUUUCCAAUUUCUUUCCGAUGCCAAGCUGUUAACUACCGCUGUUACUCGUGCUCAGUCUUUGCUUUCUGUUGUUGGAGAUCCUAUGUCGCUUUGUAGUGUAGGAGACUGUCGCUUGUUGUGGAAAGAUUAUUUAAAACGUUGCGAAGAAAAUGGUGGGUUGCAUGGAUGUACAAUAAAGGAUGUCCUAGACUUUUGUCUACGAUCACAGGUUGUUGAUCCAAACGCUCUUGAGUUCACUCCAAAACCUCAAAGCAAUGAAAAUGAACAGGCCAUUGAUGAACCCGAUGCAAAUACAUACUACAGUCCGACUGACGCUUCUCAUGCACUUCAUGGCAUAGAUGAUUAUGAUGCAAUGAUUGUCAGAGAACUUAUUAAAGCAUGUGAGAAAACAAGCAAGCAAGACGAAAUUACAUUGAAACAAAGUUCAUUUCAACAUAAUUUUCCUUAUCUAAAGGAUGAUAAGGAGCAAAAAAUUAGCAAAACAGCCCCUACACAACGAGUGCGCCCAAAAUUCAAGCCAGCCAACAAAGAAUUUUGGUGGUUCCACGUUCAACCGACCGAACAAAGGCAUCGACUUACAGCUGGCGCACCAUCUGUUUUGGAGAAAAUUUUCGCAACUAAGCAUAACACUGAUGAAUGCAAUAUAGAAACCUUAAAGUCUGAUGUAAACAACAAACCACACAAAUACAAGAAAGUUAGGAUUCAGGUCGAGCUUCGGCAGAAUCAAAGGUUCUAUUACGGCCGAUUUCCAACCCCAGACAGUCCUGACAUCGUCAUACCUGGACAAGUCCGGGGUAUUUUUGAAGAUGACCUCGUUGUAAUAAAAAUCAAACGUAAAAGAUUGGACGACUAUAGCAAAUACUUUGGAAGUAUAAGAGGAAUACUUAGAAGACCCGUCAAACCAGAUGAACGACGAUAUGUUUGCAAGGUUGACCGUGCCAACAAGAAAAUAAUGACACCGAUAAAUAAGUUUAUGCCAAAGAUUGUGAACCAUAUUCCUCAUACUGAGUUUAGCGAAAAUUCGAUCGUAAUCCAAAACAGCGGAGGUGGCACAUCGAUACUGCAAAAUAAUGAACUUGCCGAAGCCAUAGCUGGCCAACGUGUUAUUGUUAUGAAAUACUCAGAAUGGCUGGAGAAUCUCCCAUAUCCUCGUGGUUAUGCGGUACGGCAUAUUUCUAAUCGUAGCGAUUGCACCGAUCAAAUUAAUGUUCUUUGUGAAGAGUACAACAUCGCGAUAGACUUUGGCAGAGAACUUGAUCAUAUUCCUCAUCAGUUUAAUGAAAACUGGCAGAUUCCUCAAAGCGAAUUAAGUCGACAAGCCUACCGCGAUCAUGUUUUUACUAUUGAUCCCCCUGAAUCAACUGAUCUUGAUGAUGCAAUCAGUAUUCGACAGCUUUGCACUAACAACUUUCUACUACAAGUACAUAUUGCUGACGUUGCUUAUUUCGUUCAAUCCGACACGCCUUUGGACAACGUAGCAAGAUCACGCGGCGUUACGUAUUAUGCCAAAAACUUAGGAAAGGUAUUUCCCAUGCUGCCUCGUGAGCUUUCCGAAAGAUGCUGCAGUUUGCUAGAAGGUAAAGACCGUCUUACAAUAACACUCAGUAUUGAAGUGACGCGCGAUGGGGACGUUGUUGGUGAGGCAAAAAUAGAAAGAAGUAUUGUGCAAUCUACACGACAAUUGACUUAUCUUGACGCCCAACGUAUUAUUGAGGAAGAAGCUGCAGUUGACCGAGCAAUUGAUGGACAGGAAAGGCAGCUGACUGUGGAAGAAGCGAUAUCAGUUGGACAUUCAUUUGCCCAAGCGCAUCGAAGAUUGCGUCUAGGAUUUCAAUCAUUAUUUUACGAGAAAAGAGGUUAUGAUUCGUGUGGGGACAACCGUCCAAACGAAAAAGAAGCACAUCAGUUGAUCGAAGAAAUAAUGAUAAUGGCAAAUUACUAUGUAGCGAAAUAUUUGCUUGAGAAAUUUCCCGACACGACCCCACUUCGUGUUCAGCCACCGCCAAAAAAUAAUGAGGAGAUGGAGUGGAAUGAGCGCUUUCAACAAAUAAUGGGUGUUUUUUCUACGCAAGAAGACUUUUUGAGAACCCACAACCUGGACGAAGAGAAAACGGGCUUCACAGUGCCUUGCAAAGCAUGGAAUUCAUUGAUACAAAGAGGUAAAGAACGAGCUAGUUUUCAAGAAUUGACAAGGAUUCUUUGCGAUUUGGACCACUUCCCCCAUUUGGCGUUGGCUUCUAUGCGACGAAGAAAAAUCCAGCAAAAAAGCAGCUAUAUUUGUUCUGGGGAAAACUUUGACUACAUUCCUUACCCAUGGCCAAACGCAAGCAACUUGUCAAGUAGAACGCCUGAUGCAAAAAAUAGUGUAAAUGAUGCCCGUCAACAGGAAACCUUGCAAAAAAUUUUGUUCGGCCACCACGAUCUAAGCCUUGACUCUUACUGUCAUUUUACUUCACCCAUUCGCCGUUACAUUGACGUUAUUGCCCAUCGUUUAGUCAUUGCCGCCUUGGAGAGUAGGAAUGCUGUUAUAAACUUUGAUCAUAUCACUGAAAUUUGUGAACAUUGCACGUACGUGCAACGAAACUCGAGCAAGUUUGAGAAACACACAAAAAAACUUCAACUGGCCAUCGAUUUGAAGACAUGCUCUGGGAAGUUUUUUGUUGCUUAUGUUGACAAAAUGACCUUAGAAAACCUAAACGUAUUCUUUGGCUCUAACAUUGCUGAUCUGCUUCCCAAUUAUUCCAUUUCUGAUAGCCAUCUUGGUCUUGAUACUGAUCCUGAAAAAGAUGAAAUCAAGAAUUCUAUCAAACUUCAGUGGAAGCUCCGUUUGAUACAUUUUGACAAUCGAUCACAGCCAAGGGUGAAUGACGAAGAUAUCGAGGUAUCAAAGGAUCUGUUGAAUAAAUUGAAUUAUCAAUCUCAAGAAAUAUCAAUGGAGUCGGAAAACGAUUGCCAUUAUUGGAUGGAAAUGAAAGACUGGAAUAGAAUAAUGAAUGCUUUGAAGCUUUCAAAUUUGAAAAACAUGCGUGAUGUUUUACAAGAAGUAGAUGCGAAUGUCAAAAGUGAAAGAGUUGUUAAAGACUCUUUAAACAAGGUUAUCUGGAAGUUUAUGGAAAACGCAAACUUGAAACCUCUAAAUAGCCGUCGUGCCAAUCAAACUGAACUUGAGUCUACGGAUCAAGUAAUACAAGUGACACAUACUUUAUCCCAGCUCAACCCAGUUACUGUUCAGUUAUGCUCGCAUAUGUCACGUGGUGUUCUUGCUCCAAUUGUUCAACUGUACAAGAUAACUGACAGAUUUUACGCAUGCGUAGAACAUCGAAAAUCACCUACCACCUGUUUCUCUUUUACUGCACACAAACAACCAUCUGAUUCCGCAUGCUCCUCAAUCAAAGAAUACGUAGCUUUAUGGAAACCAAUUCUUAAGAUGGAAAUGGCUACGUCAGCUGUAUCGGAUGAUGAUGUCAUUAACCUAUGGAAUCUUCGUGUAAAUUUUGUUAAAGAUGCAAAGGGAAGAUGUUGCCUUGAAUUUAAUUUGCUUCGUGAUUUCUGCAUUAAACAUUUCUUGGGCAAUCUAGACUUAAAUUUGAUGUGUGUCCGCGUUAAGGAUUCAGAUAACAUGAAAAAAUCUGAUGCUGGAUAUUGGGUAGGACAUUUUCAGAUUUUUAGAAAAUGGAAAGGUAAAUCAAAAGAAGAUGCAGAUGAGACUGGUGUAGAGACAAAAGCAAUGGGACCACCUGAAGACUUCUAUACUGCUAAAUUAAUUCAAAGUGCAUUGCCUGUUCCUGAAUCCUUUUUCAAACAAAAAGUUUGUUGCGUUGCUGCAGAAAUGAUCAAACAAAGCAUUCCAAAUAGGCGUAGUUAUGAAGCUCUCCUUCAGAGCGCGAAGGAUACAACAUCAGAUCUCGUCAAAAAUAUUUGCACCAAGCAGAAAAUCGUCAAAAACACUAUCUACCGGGAACUUAAACCUGACCUAACAUUAAAGGACUUUCUUUCAUUGAAUCGUUAUCAACACAAUGCAGUUGAAAAAGCUUUAAAAAAACCUUUUUCUGUCAUCCAAGGACCUCCAGGCACAGGGAAAACAGUCGUUGGCGUCCAUAUUGCGUACUGGUUUGCAAGUUGCAAUAAGUCAAGAUUUGAUGGAAUUAUGAAGGAACAAGAUGACUCCAGUCGCGCUGUUGUAUUCUAUCUUGGACCAUCAAAUAAAUCUGUUGACGUCGUAGCACGAUAUCUCAUGAAGAUCCCUGAUUUGAACAUUUUACGAAUAUAUGGACAAGAGAUCGAGUGCAAAACGUUCCCUAUACCUGAUCAAAUGUCUGCAUUUCGAUCGAAAAAGAUGUCGGCGUAUGUUGAGGAAGAAGAUAUAUUUCAAGAUAUUUGUCUCCACCAUGUAAUACGUAGUUCGAAAUGCGAAUUUGCCAACGAAAUAAAAAGAUUCGAUUAUGAGUUCAAGCAGUGUAUCAAGGAAGAGCGCUUCGCUUCCCCUCAGCAGAUUCGUGACUUUCAAAAGGUAAAGAAACUUGCUGAGGAAUGGGCUAUAGCACACAACAACGUGCAUGUGAUACUUGCUACUUGUACAGCAGCUUACAGUGAUCGCAUUAUGAAACCAUGUAAGGGUUUUGUUAGCCAGUGCAUCAUUGACGAAUGCGCAAUGUGUAUCGAAGCUCAAACACUUUGCGGAAUGUUAGGCUCACAAGCUGAGCAAAUUGUUCUCAUCGGUGACCAUAAACAACUUCGACCAAUAAUAAAAUGCAAAAAAGCAAGAGAGUUGGGCCUUGGAAGAUCAAUGUUCGAGCGCUACUCAAAUGAAGCAAUGAUGCUUAAAAUACAGUACAGAAUGCAUGAAGAGAUUUGUCGAUUUCCAUCAAAUCGGUUUUAUGAAGGGAAACUCGAGACAGACGAGACUGUGAUUCGCCGCAAAAAAGAGGACAAUGUAGAAUGGCCGAAAGGUGAUGCAUUUCCUUUCAAAUUUAUUCAUGUUGAAGGAGAAGAAGAAUCGCUUAUUAUUACAACUGCAAAAGGAAAUGAAAAGUCAAAAAUGAAUAAGGACGAAAUCAAUAAAGUUAUUUCUGUUCUACAUUAUCUCAUGAAAUCUGGCGUUAAAGGAAAGAACAUCCUUGUUUUAUCACCUUAUCGUGCACAGUGCACUGAAUUACAAAAAGAAAUGAAAAUAGAAAAAGAUUAUGAUGACGUUUCUGUGAUGACUGUUGUUGCUGCGCAAGGAAGUGAAAAGGAUUACGUGAUAUUGUCAUUAGUAAGAUCUUUACCAAAAUGUGACAUUGAGUUUAACCCAUCUAAAACAUGGCUUAGUGAAAAUGUUGGUUUUGUAAUGGAUGAAAAUCAAGUAAACGUUGCUCUAACAAGAGCAAAACAAGGUCUUGUGAUUAUAGGAAAUGCUAAUUUAAUGAGUGCACGCCGUGAUGGAGUAUGGUUAGCGUUACUUGAUCACUACAAAAAGAAAAGCUGUUGCAUUGAUUGGCAAGAAGAUAGGGAUGACUUUUCAUCGGAUGACGAGAGCUCAACUAAACCAUGUUGAUCUUAAAAACAAUUAGUUUGAGCAAAAGAUGUCUGUUUCCCAGUGAGCUCCAUAUAAUAAUAAAUGUUGCUCUGUAGGGUAAGAAAUUCUUAUUUUGCUAAGCAUGAAUCUUGAAAUGCUUUAAUAUUAGUUACUUUUCGUUUAUAUGGAGCUCACAAAACAAGAAAUUGCUCAUCCUUUCUUCAAUUUGACUAUUAUUUUGCAUCAAUUUGCAUCGGCAUUAGUAUGGUAAAAUUUAAUCAAUUUUAGUUAGAUAUAUAAUUGCUCAUAACUUUUUAGUAAAUGUAAUCAUGUAAAGUCGCAAAAACAAAUUUAGCGUCAUAUUAAGCCUUUUUAAGCUUAUAACUACAUUUACACUACUAAACUACAGAGCAGAAUUUACCUGCGUUUGCACUGAUUUGCUUGAAUUCCGCUACAGUUUUGCAAGUGUGUAUACACGUAAUGUCUCUCUUGCUGUCAAAAUUCAUUGGUGUGUUAAAGACUUCAUUUCUCGUUUACACAUUGCUAGAUUUUUGUAUUUCUAGGUCAUAAAUCAUGAAAAAAACAUUGAUUAGCAUAAAUUGCAGAGGAAUUUGACAAUUUGUCAUUAAAAGCUUUCCAAAACAUAAAAUAUUCACUAUUUUCAAGUAUGCGCCACAAUGCGUGACGAAUUGAAGAGAACUGGUAUUUAAAGUGUAGCAAAAUAUUAACAGCUAGGUGUUCUUACAAUGCUGCGUAGCGUUCCGUUUUCGUUCAACCACGUUUAGAAAGUGUGGUUGUAUCGUAACGCUCCAGUGCAGUAUGCGUGCGACUGGGUUCUGUUACCUUUUAGCGCCGUUUUUAGGCCGAUCCCAAGUUGUGUAAACGUAGUCUUGAUAAUAAAUGUAUGUAUGUUGCAAAUGAAUUAAAAAUUAUUACUUUUUUAUUGUCAUUAGAA
Xenia sp. Carnegie-2017 is the source of this 10815-nucleotide messenger RNA. RefSeq lists its product as uncharacterized. The record is from RefSeq and is a predicted model, not a curated record. The transcript is spliced from 38 exons. Gene Ontology annotation, molecular function: RNA binding; RNA nuclease activity; metal ion binding. The coding region runs from base 150 to 9899 and encodes 3249 amino acids. Lineage: Eukaryota; Metazoa; Cnidaria; Anthozoa; Malacalcyonacea; Xeniidae.